Molecule: messenger RNA, 2583 nt
Organism: Mauremys reevesii (Reeves's turtle)
Lineage: Eukaryota; Metazoa; Chordata; Testudines; Geoemydidae
Product: zinc finger and BTB domain-containing protein 8A-like
Exons: 5
Coding region: 37-1854 (605 amino acids)
Biological process (GO): regulation of transcription by RNA polymerase II
Molecular function (GO): RNA polymerase II cis-regulatory region sequence-specific DNA binding; protein binding; DNA-binding transcription factor activity, RNA polymerase II-specific
Source: RefSeq, a predicted model, not a curated record
CUCCUACUUCCUCUUUAGUUCUGCUACUAGUUUCACAUGCCUCGCGUUGAAUGUAAGGCUUCCUCCUUUACAAAAAUGAGAACUAGAAAAACCUGUAUUCAACCCGUACACUCUCCCAACCCAAGAAACCCCUGGAUAUUUGAAAUUUUCACACUGCUAAACAAUGACCGUGCUCAGUUUAUUGCGGGCAACAGUGAACUAGGCUUCUUGGGGAGAUUGCGGGUGCGAGGCGAGGAAAACAGCGCAGAGCAAGCCUUGCGUGGGGGACCCGCAAACUGCGUUAAAGUGACAAAGAGCCUCAGCCUAGAGUCCGGGGAAUCGCAAACCGACCUCCGGCUCCUCCCCGGCUCCGCAGCAGCAGCCGCCGAGCAACGCUUCCUGUUACCCUUUUUUGGAAUGGAGAUAUCUUCCCAUCAAUUUCAUCUCCUUCAGCAACUAAAUGAGCAGCGCAAGCAAGACUUAUUCUGUGACUGCAGUAUCCUGGUUGAGGGGAAAGUCUUCAAAGCACAUCGAAAUGUGCUGUUUGCCAGUAGUGGUUAUUUCAAAAUGCUCCUUUCCCAAAGCUCAAAAGAGACUAGUCAGCCAACCACAGCUACUUUUGAGGUCUUCUCUCCUGAUACCUUCACAGUUAUUCUGGACUUUGUAUAUUCAGGAAAACUGUCUCUCACUGGUCAAAAUGUGAUCGAAGUAAUGUCAGCUGCUAGUUAUCUGCAGAUGACAGAUAUUCUUAGUGUAUGUAAGACAUUCAUUCAAUCCUCACUGGAGAUUAAUGAAAAAGAGAAGGAUCACUACUUCACCCUUUCAGCCAAAAGGGUCAACAGUAGAUUUGACCGUCCACCUUUUUAUAGGUCAAGAAGGAAAGUUAAAAGCAACCCCAUCCGUUCUCACGUAAUUCCAGAUCAAAAGGCAGGCAUGGUGAAUGAAAAUUCCUGGACCAAUAACAGGAACCACUCCUCUUCACAAAUGAAUGUCCAACAGCAAGAAACACAAUUAUUCAAAAGAGGCCAAAAGCUUGGUUCAGUGAAAAAGCGCCAAAGGCGUCUAGGACUGUCACAGUCCCUUGACUUUCUGAAACAUAAAUCAAACAAACCUGAUGAGGCCAGGGGAAGUUGCAGUGCUUCAGAGACUAACCACGUUUCCCAAUCCAAAGAGCAAAUUCAGUUUGACACAGAGAAUAACACUGCUCAUACUGGGUACCGAUGUGAUCAAGAAUCAAAGGUGAUACCAAAGAAAUGGUCUGUUGCUCAACUGGAACAAGAACUUUCAAGAACUUCCCCUGUGUAUAUGGAUUUAAAAGCAGAUGAACUGUAUACCUCUAUGCCCACUAUUCUAGGUGUAAUGGGUGGUUGGAAUGAAGAUGAUCUACCUAAGAUGAGAUUCAAGUGCCCCUUCUGCACCCAUACAGUGAAACGGAGAGCAGACAUGAAGCGGCAUCUUCGAUGUCACACAGGGGAACGACCUUAUCCGUGUGAGGCAUGUGGGAAAAAAUUCACAAGAUUAGAGCACCUACGUAGCCAUUUCCAAACAAUACACCAAGCUGGUAAACUAAUCUGCAGAAAAUGUAAGAAUCAUGUCACCGACCUAACAGGACACGUGGUUCAACAAGGAACAAGGCGCUACAGACUAUGUAACGAAUGUCUAGUUGAAGCAGGUAUUGACAGAAUUCAUGAUGACUUAGAUGCAGAACAUCCUCUUACUAUCUCUCUAGGAGACAAAAUUUCUGGGUGGCACUUGGAUGAUGAGCACAGAUCAGAUGUAGAGAUGGAGGAUGAACCUGAUAAACUUGUCAUCCAACAAGUUAAUGAUGAUAGCACAGAUGAGACUGAAGAAAAAGUGAAACCGAAUCUUAGAUAGUUGUAUUUGGAGUGAAAUCUACUAGUGCUUUUCUCAUCACUGACUUACUAAGUCUUGCCAUUUAAGAGAGAAUGAUCUACUUAAUCAUUAAUAGAUCUUUUAACAAUACUGUAUGGGAGCAAAAUAAGGCCUACAAUCUAAUGUGCACAUAGUUUAGGACAUAGGAACUUCUUUCCAACUACAUUUUUUUUGCUACAAUGUAAAGAUCCCUGAAAAUUGGCCAGAAACAACUGAAUAUCUGGAGAGCUAUUAAAAUGACUUAUUUUAGGGUAAACAAAAGACCAUCUCAAAGUUCCUGUUUGAAUGGAAGCAUGAACCAGUUUUCCUUCCUUUAUUUCAAAGCCUUUGUUAGAACAAAGUUGUUUAAGAUGUUCAGUAAUCUAAAAUGUAUCUCUUAAUAGGUUUAAUGUUCUGCCAGCUGCAUCAAAGCAAGAACUACUGAAUCAGUUACUAUGAAAACACUUACUAAAGCCAGUAGUUAAAAUAAAUAUUUUCUGUAAAUACUGUAUUUAUCCUAUAUGUACACUUAUAAAAACAACUUCAUUUGAUAUUUGUAAUAAAACUUACAAGUAAUUAAUCUGACUAAUCUGUUACUAGUUACAAGAAGCAUUUUAAAGAAUAUCUAUAUAGAGUAGGUUACUGAACAGAACAGCUACAUUUGGAUGGAAUGAGUUUGCAUCCUCAAAUGAACAACAUGAUUCACACUAUUGAGGCUUUUUAAUUUAGACU